AUGGUGGGGCUGAAAACCUGUAUUGCUCUAGCAGUCUUUGUAAGCCUAGCCUUGGCCGACUUUGACGAAGAGCUGGCCAGCACUGAGUUUGUGGCCAUAGCCUUAGGUGCCGAUACUCCAUUUGUGGACAGUUGUGUCAAACAGGCUUUCUCCGAUGGAGUGGUAAGCUACCCCCUACACCCUAUUAUUAGACCGUUCACUUAAUUUUGCGCCCCUUGACACAAUAUCCAAAAAAAUUGUGUUUUAACAGUUUUAAAAAGUAGAAAUUGAGUGGCAGAUUUUUAAUGUAUUUUGCACUAAAAAUCUUCCACUCAACUUUCAUUUUUAAUAUUUCGUAAAAUGACCUAAAAAUGACUUUUUGACACUCUUUAGAAGUGGAAGUUUGGUGGAAGAUUUGUAAUGUAUUUUGCACUGAAAAUCUUCCACUCAACUUCCACUUUUAAAAGUUCUUAAAAACGUGUUUUUAGGUCAUCUUAAGACUUUUUAAAAAUGGAAGUUUGGUGUUGUACUACCCCAUACUCACUAUCUCAAACUCUACUCCCCCCCCUCCCCCCCCAAACUAUAUCUUUUACCUCCUAUAACCCUACCUGUACCUUAAACCCCACCUCUACUCAUACUUCAAACUCUACCUUUUAUCCCUGCCCCAAGUUCUACUCCUACCCCUACCUAAUCAAUAAUAUUGUGGUUGUAGAUAACCAAGCAAGCCUCGACUUACUGCGGAGUAGACCCAUUGGAAGGCCCGAUUUGCUACGCUUACACUGGGUAUUCUGAAAAAGCUAAUGUUGUUUUUGUCGGAUUUCGGUAAGUAAUAUUAAAUUUUUGAGGAUUUUUAGGCUUAAGCUCUUUUUAGGCUUAAAAAUAUUUUUAGGCUUAAGUUAUUUUUAGGCUUAAGUUAUUUUUAGGCUUAAGUUAUUUUUAGGCUUAAGUUAUUUUUAGGCUUAAGUUAUUUUUAGGCUUAAGUUAUUUUUAGGCUUAAGUUAUUUUUAGGCUUAAGUUAUUUUUAGGCUUAAGUUAAUUUUAGGCUUAAGUUACUUUUAGGCUUAAGUUAUUUUUAGGCUUAAGUUAAUUUUAGGCUUAAGUUACUUUUAGGCUUAAGUCAUUUUUAGGCUUAAGUUAAUUUUAGGUUUAAAAAUAUUUUAGGCUUAAGUCACUAUUAGGCUUAAACAUAUUUUUAGGCUUAAGCUAUUACUUUUAGGCUUAAAAUUAUUUUUAGGCUUAAGCUAUUACUUCUAGGCUUACAAAUAUUUUUAGGCUUAUAAAAUCACUUAAGCUUAUGAAUAUAAAAUAGGCUUAAAACUUCAAUUCCAGUGCCACCCUAAGCCCAGUCCAGCUAGUUUACGAGGUGCUGGACAGUGCCAUCUACCCCAUGUUACCAGCCAAAAUCGGUGGUAAAAUGAACCCCUACUUCGGGCGAGCUGCGGCCGAACUUCGUGCAGCUGGCAUCAACGACGAAAUGAUCCGCCUCUCCCAACUCUACUCCAACUACACCGUAUACGUGGCUGGAAUGUCAUUGGGCGGGGCGUUAUCGUCAGUCUACGCUGGUGAAGCCAUCGUCGUUGAUGGCAUCGAAGCCGAACGGAUCAAAUACGUCACCUUCGGCCAGCCUCGUACUGGCGAUGGUGCGUAUGCUGAAGCCCUGAAUCAGCUCCUUCCAGAAGCCUAUCGUGUUGUGGAUCGACAUGACCUGGUACCACAGAUACCAUGGACCGACUUUGAGCACGAGAACUACACACAUCACGGCGUGGAGGUGUGGUACCCACAACGUGCUCGAGUUGGUAAGGCUUAUCGUGUAUCGAACGUUACCGAAGACCCAGAAGGCCAGGAUUCGGUACCAAAGUUGGAGCUCACUGCUCUGGACCAUCUGUACUACUACUACAAUAUUGCUACGUAUGCUGGCUCUGGUUGUAUUCUGAAGUUUUAA
This is a messenger RNA of Bursaphelenchus okinawaensis, 1921 nucleotides long. Lineage: Eukaryota; Metazoa; Nematoda; Chromadorea; Rhabditida; Aphelenchoididae. The record is from the annotation of a GenBank genome assembly.